Messenger RNA from Loa loa (African eye worm), 1458 nucleotides. RefSeq names its product TK/FER protein kinase. The record is from RefSeq and is a predicted model, not a curated record. Gene Ontology annotation, biological process: cell differentiation; innate immune response; cell surface receptor protein tyrosine kinase signaling pathway. The coding region runs from base 1 to 1458 and encodes 485 amino acids. Gene Ontology annotation, cellular component: extrinsic component of cytoplasmic side of plasma membrane. The transcript has 13 exons. NCBI's taxonomy places the organism in Eukaryota, Metazoa, Nematoda, Chromadorea, Rhabditida, Onchocercidae. Gene Ontology annotation, molecular function: signaling receptor binding; ATP binding; non-membrane spanning protein tyrosine kinase activity.
AUGACGGAUGUGCAAAUCUUAGAUAAGAGAGGAGAUGUCGCUAAGGAAUCGAGGAAACAACAGCGAAAGGAAUUGGAAGAACAACAUUGGUACCAUGGUUUACUGUCCAGAGAAGACAUCGAGAAGUUGUUGGUUAAGAAUGGAGACUUUUUGGUGCGCGUGACGGAUAAUCAAGGAGUGCAUCAAAUUGUCCUCAGUAUUCAUGUCGGUGAAAGAAAUAUUCAUCUAACUAUUGCUGUGACGGAGGAUGGUUGUUUUCAGUUAUCAGUGCUGCGAAGGGGAAGAAAGUUUCCUUCAAUUUAUGAUUUGGUGCAAUAUUACAAGAUGCAUAAAAUUAAGAUAAAAGAUGCAAGCGGCAAAGAUAUUCGUUUGGGAGAUGGUGUACCCAAGCCUAAAUGGCUUGUUAAACAUGAAGCGAUUAAUUACGACAGAAAUAAAUUGCCGCUUGGUUCAGGAAAUUUUGCUGAUGUCUAUCUUGGCACAUUCACUUGCGAUAAAGAUGGCAAUAAGCAAGUUGUACCUGUGGCUGUCAAGAUUAUAAAGCCUGAAAAGGGUGGUAGACGCGAAGCGAAGCAAUCAAUGAUAAGAGAAGGCAAAAUUAUGAGUUUUUACAAUCAUGAAAACGUUGUUCAGUUUUAUGGAGUGGCAUGUGAUCGGCCACCGAUAGCCAUUGUAAUGGAAUACUGUCCUGGUGGUAGUUUGGAAAAUCAUCUCAAAAAACAAAAGGAAAAUAUUGUCAUUGGCGAGCGAAUUGAAUAUUGUCUGGAGGCAGCACUUGGCAUGCGAUAUUUGCAUAUGCAAGGCUGUCUUCACCGUGAUCUUGCUGCGCGUAAUUGUCUUAUUUCGAUGGCUGGUCUAGUAAAAAUUUCAGAUUUCGGUCUCAGUAAAACAGACACACUUGAUAGAGAGAAUGACAUUGAAAUGAACGGUAUUCCAGUGAGGUGGAUGGCACCAGAAACCCUCGUCAGAAAUCCUCAGUUCUCGAAGAAGAGUGAUGUAUGGUCAUUUGGAGUUCUUUUAUAUGAGAUUUUCAAUUUGGGUAUGAAGCCAUGGCCGAAUGAUGAAAAUAGAAAGAUAGCUACUAAUAUUCGGCACAUUCGAAUGCCACAAAUGCCGUCAAUAACACCACCAUCAAUCAAAGCUUUGGUUUCAACUAUAUGGAUAAAAAAUGUAGAUAAUAGACCGAAUUUCAAAAUUAUAUGUAAGAAACUGCACGAUAUGCAAAAGGGCGAUCUAAAGCCACCACCAGUUGCCGAAUGUGCUGUAAAUCGUAUACCAAAUGUGAAACGAAUGGAAUAUAUCAAAAUAGAGCACAUCUUGGACGAAACAAUAGAAGAAGCAGAACCUGUAGAAACACCGACAAUAACUACUGAUGAAACUACUGAGGGGGGAAGAAGAGUACGUAGAAGAUCAGUGGACACGAAGUCAUUUUUUGUAAAUCCCAUUCAACACCAUUGA